Cuscuta campestris is the source of this 1820-nucleotide messenger RNA. The record is from the annotation of a GenBank genome assembly. Lineage: Eukaryota; Viridiplantae; Streptophyta; Magnoliopsida; Solanales; Convolvulaceae.
UAAAAGAAAGUUGCCAUUACAAAGGCUCUUUCAUCCAAGGAUGUAUUUUUGCUGCAUGGACCUCCUGGAACGGGGAAGACAACCACCGUUAUUGAGAUUAUCUUGCAAGAAGUGAAACGAGGAUCCAAAAUUCUUGCUUGUGCUGCUUCAAACAUUGCUGUUGAUAACAUUGUUGAGCGGCUUGUUCCUCACAAGGUGAAGUUGGUGAGAGUGGGGCAUCCUGCUCGCUUACUCCCUCAAGUAUUGGACAGUGCACUUGAUGCUCAGGUUCUUCGUGGUGAUAACAGUGCACUUGCGAAUGAUAUCCGCAAAGAGAUGAAGGCUUUAAAUGGGAAAUUGCUAAAAGCCAAAGAUAAAAACAUAAAGAGAGAGAUAAGGAGAGAGCUCAAAACUCUUUCCAAAGAAGAGCGUAAAAGGCAACAACUGGCGGUGACCGACGUAAUCAAGAAUGCAGAAGUGGUAUUAACAACCUUAACUGGCGCAUUGACCCACAAGUUGGAAAACACUUCAUUUGAUGUUGUUAUAAUUGAUGAAGCUGCCCAGGCACUUGAAAUAGCAUGCUGGAUUGCCCUGCUCAAGGGUUCAAGGUGUAUAUUAGCUGGAGAUCACCUCCAGCUUCCUCCAACCAUUCAAAGCGUUGAGGCAGAGAAGAAAGGACUGGGAAGAACACUGUUUGAACGUAUUGCAGACUUGUAUAGUGACGAUGUCAUGUCUAUGCUCACAGUCCAAUAUCGUAUGCACGAACUUAUAAUGAACUGGUCAUCCAAAGAGCUUUAUGACAGUAAGAUUGAAGCACAUGCAAGUGUUGCUAAACAUAUGCUUUAUGACCUUGAUGAUGUGAAGAUGUCAUCUUCAACCGAGCCAACUCUAGUCCUCAUAGACAUUGCUGGUUGUGACAUGGAGGAGAAAAAAGAUGAGGAGGAUAGCACAAUGAAUGAAGGUGAAGCGUUGGUUGCCAUUACUCAUGCAAAAAGGCUUGUCCAAAGCGGGGUGCGAGCUUCUGAUAUUGGAGUAAUCACACCUUAUGCAGCACAGGUUCUGCUGUUGAAAGUGUUAAGAAGCAAGGAAGACAAGUUAAAAGAUAUGGAGAUUUCAACUGUUGAUGGUUUCCAAGGCCGAGAGAAAGAAGCCAUCAUCAUUUCAAUGGUGCGGUCAAACUCAAAGCAAGAGGUUGGAUUUUUGAGUGAUCGUAGGAGAAUGAAUGUUGCUGUGACACGAGCAAGAAGACAUUGCUGUCUUGUCUGCGACACUGAGACUGUCAGCAGUGAUGCGUUUUUGAAGCGUUUGGUUGAGUACUUUGAGGAGCAUGGAGAAUAUUUAAGUGCUUCAGAAUAUGCAAAUGAAUGACACACUUAAUAAUUUAACCAUGCUUCGAACCCGAGUAGCUUCAUGUAUAAGUAAUUCAUUCUUUUAUGAUGCUGAUCUAUUAUCAAUGCCAUAUAUACACUCCAAUUUCACAUUUUGAUGCAAAUUUUGAACUGAUGGUUCUCAAUGCAUUUCAUUUAUGAGUAAAUAAUAUUGUUGGUUCCAUGCUGGAAAAAUAGGCAUAGUUUCUUUGUGUAUGCAUGCAAGUAUGUGGCAAAGCAGAUCAAUUGAACUUGUAAAAACCUUUGUGUGUGAGAGCUUCUAUUCCUUUAUCGAAUUCUAGAAUCAAAACCCAGUUGAAAGCCAGAAUUCUUGGCAGUUAUGCAGAUCUAGACGUACUUGACCUGUAUAGAUUGUUGACGAAGGAUCACUGCCGAUCAGUUUUGUCCACUGUAAUGAUAUUGUUGUCUCCAAACAUAGCUUCCGGCUCCGGGAAAUAACUAAACAAGUGAUCC